This is a messenger RNA of Psammomys obesus (fat sand rat), 1874 nucleotides long. RefSeq names its product trafficking regulator and scaffold protein tamalin (gene Tamalin). NCBI's taxonomy places the organism in Eukaryota, Metazoa, Chordata, Mammalia, Rodentia, Muridae. Gene Ontology annotation, cellular component: plasma membrane. Gene Ontology annotation, biological process: signal transduction. The coding region runs from base 73 to 1206 and encodes 377 amino acids. Gene Ontology annotation, molecular function: protein binding. The transcript is spliced from 8 exons. The record is from RefSeq and is a predicted model, not a curated record.
GGGCUGGCGUCCCGCGGCCGUCGCCGACAGCGCCCGUCGGGCUGAGCACUGCCUCCGAGGGGCGCCGCGGCCAUGACCCUGCGCCGGCUCAGGAAGCUGCAGCAGAAGGAGGAGGCGGCGGCCGCGCCGGACCCCGCGGGGCCCCCGGCUGCCGCCGCUCCUCCCGCAGCCCCCGGGGACGAGCUGUACGCCGCGCUGGACGACUAUCACCCCGCCGAGCUGUACCGCGCGCUCGCGGUGUCCGGGGGCACCCUGCCCCGCCGAAAGGGCUCAGGAUUCCAUUGGAAGAAUCUCAAGCAGAGCCCUGAGCAGCAACGGAAGGUUCUGACUUUGGAGAAGGGAGACAACCAGACCUUUGGCUUCGAGAUUCAGACCUACGGCCUUCACCACCGAGAGGAGCAGCGGGUAGAGAUGGUGACCUUCGUCUGCCGAGUUCAUGAGUCCAGCCCCGCCCAGCUGGCCGGGCUCACACCGGGGGACACCAUCGCCAGCGUGAACGGAAUCAAUGUGGAAGGCACCCGGCACCGGGAGAUUGUGGAUAUCAUCAAGGCAUCUGGCAAUGUUCUCAGACUGGAAACUCUGUAUGGGACAUCCAUUCGGAAGGCAGAACUGGAGGCGCGCCUGCAGUACCUAAAGCAAACCCUGUACGAGAAGUGGGGAGAAUACAGGUCGCUCAUGGUGCAGGAGCAGCGCCUCGUGCACGGCCUGGUGGUGAAGGACCCGAGCAUCUAUGACACACUGGAGUCCGUGCGCUCCUGCCUCUACGGAGCAGGCCUGCUGCCCGGCUCGCUGCCCUUUGGGCCUCUGCUCGCUGCGCCCGGGGGUCCCCGCGGGGGCGCGCGGCGGGCCAAGGGGGAGACGGACGACGUGUACCACACGUGUUUCUUCGGGGGCGUCGAGCCGCAGGCGCUGCCACCCCCGCCGCCCCCCGCGCGCGCGCCAGGCCCGGGCUGCGCCGAAGCCCCGGCGUCCGUGCUGUGUCCCGCACCCCGCGCCACGCUCAGCCGCAGUGCCAGUGUGCGCUGUGCAGGCCCGGGCGGCGGCGGCGGCGGGGGCGCGCCGGGCGCGCUCUGGACUGAGGCCCGCGAGCAGGCCCUGUGUGGCGCCGGCCUACGCAAGACCAAGUACCGCAGCUUCCGCCGGCGGCUGCUCAAGUUCAUCCCCGGACUCAACCGCUCGCUGGAGGAAGAGGAGAGCCAGCUGUAGGGGCGCGGGUGGGCAGGCGGGAGGUAUUUAUUUAUUUAUUCAUCGUAUCAGCCCGUUCAAGAAGGGGACAGUAGUGCCAGGUCCAAGGACCUCAGGAGCCCAGAGCUGCGGAGAGGGUCCUUGCUAACUGGGGCUGGUCUCUGCUGAGAAAAAAGAGAGCCUCGUUGCUUUCUUUCCCCCCUUCGAGCGCAGCUGGAGCGCAGGGGGAGAAUAGACGCUGGGAGUUAGGAGAGGUUUGGGGGCAAAGAAGACUGUGCCAGGCCGCACUCUCUGGGUCAGUCGUGCCUUGUGGGGCCUGCCCCCGAGAAGCCCUCUCCUCGGCUUUACUAGCUCCCCAACCCUGCGCCUCGGGGAGAGGAGAUCCAUGAUGGGUCAUUUCCUCACCCCACACAGACACACACACACACACCCCCAAUGGACCAGCGGGCCCCAAGGGGGCGAGGUGCUGGUCCCCUCCCUCCAGCCUUGACCCCUAAGGGCUUAUAAGGCCCCUCUCCGGGGGCAUAUGACUAAGUGGGGUCCUGCCAGGCAGGGGUCCUGGGUUCUGUGCUCUAUGGGGAACAGGAAUGAGUCCAUCCGGGUGGGGUGGGGCAGCCUGGGCUGUUCGCCGUCUUUCGCAUAUGUUGCCUCUGAACCACAAACUGUAUAAAAUUGUUGGUUUUUUUGCA